AACGAAAAACCAUUGAAGGAGUAUGGAUUUAUUACAAAUUGAAGAAAUUAUCCAGAAAGCAGAGAAAUUAAACAAAGAAGUUUUAAAUCUAAGUCAUCGGAGUAUAAAAGUUGUUUCUAGUAAUAUACAGAAGCUUUCCAGUCUUCGUAAACUGAUGCUUAACGACAAUGAAAUCCUGAUGCCUCCGUCUGAGGUCACAAAAUUAAUUCUUCUGGAGGAGCUAGUAUUGAAUAAUAAUAGAUUGACAAUGUUACCAAUGGGAAUAAAAUCUCUGACAAACCUCCAAUACCUAAACUUAUCCAACAACCCACUUGGAGUUCUGGGUGAUGAAAUAGGAGAGCUGUGUUCAUUAACUCAAUUAUGGCUUGUAGGAUGUCAGCUUACAAAUCUAUCAGAAAGUGUGUGUAGAUUAAAACAACUCAGAAAAUUAAGUUUAAGAGAAAAUUUCAUUUCAGAAAUUCCUAAAGGAUUCGAUGGCCUUUCUAAUUUGAUGUGGUUAAGUUUAGCUGAAAAUAAAUUUGAUCAAUUACCUAAAAAACUUGAAACAAUGCCCAGUUUAGCAUAUCUUAAUCUAGAUCACAACCAGUUCCAAGAAGUUCCAGUGUUUGUGUUAGGACUUAGUGCUCUCACUAACCUGUCUAUGAAGGGCAAUCUUAUCAUGAAUGUGGAUGAUGACACCAUCUUGGCCUUGUCAAAACUGACCAAAUUUGAUCUAAGAGAUACCUGUAUUGUGGAAAAGCCUGCACAUUGGAAGGGCUUGGAAUAUAUUAAGGUAGGAAACAGUGAAAAUGAGAGAGAAGAACUUGAAAAUCAGUUUGAAAAACUGAAAGAAAUUGAGGAAGAAUCAACACUAGAGGAUGAUGAGGAUGAAGAGGAAGAUGAAAAUGAUGAGGAUGAAGAAGAUGAUGAGGAUGAAGAAGAAGAAGAAGAACAGGAUGAAAAUGAAAUGGGAAAUGUAAAGGUGGAAGAAAAAACAGACAGUGCUUCUAAAGACAAUAAUAAUGAUGAUAAAGUGGAAGGAUGUGAAGAUGAAAAGGGAGAGAAUGAAGAAAAAAAAGAUAAUGUAUCAGUCGGUGAGAAAUCUGAUUUAAAACUUAGGAAUGGAGUCUGUUGAAAUUUGU
Ylistrum balloti is the source of this 1121-nucleotide messenger RNA. RefSeq names its product leucine-rich repeat-containing protein 57-like. NCBI's taxonomy places the organism in Eukaryota, Metazoa, Mollusca, Bivalvia, Pectinida, Pectinidae. Gene Ontology annotation, molecular function: protein binding. The transcript is spliced from 3 exons. The record is from RefSeq and is a predicted model, not a curated record. The coding region runs from base 23 to 1114 and encodes 363 amino acids.